CUAAAAAGUUCACUAAUUUUUGCGCCUAUAAAUUCCAAGUUCCAAAACGAGAAAGUUCCCCCGGUUAGUAUCAGAAUCUCCAAUUCCACUCAAUUUUCAAACCCCCCUCUCUCUCUUCAGUCACUAUGAAACAACACGCAACCGUUGCUUCCACAGAUCACACGUGUAAAACCAUUGAAAUCGCCGUCGUCGAGCGGCAACAUCACCGUUCUCAGCCGCUUCUUCCGCUACAAGCCAUCAAGCUUUCGCCGUUUCCAACUGCCGACGAUAAUCCCUAUGAUUUUGAAUUUAACUACAGUUGCGCCGAUGACAACGGGGAAGAGUUCUUCAUUCCUCCUCUCAACUUCGCUAUGGUCGAUAAUGGCAUUUUCCGGUCUGGUUUCCCUGAUGUAGAUAACUUCUCUUUUCUUCAAACGCUUGGACUACGUUCCAUCAUAUACCUGUGUCCAGAGCCAUAUCCAGAAGCAAACAUGGAGUUUCUCAAGGCAAAUGAUAUUCGCUUGUUUCAGUUCGGAAUUAAAAAUUGCAAAGAACCUUUUGUAAAUAUUCCAGAAGAGAAAAUUCGUGAAGCAUUGGGGGUUUUAAUUGAUGUUAGAAAUCACCCGGUGUUGAUCCACUGCAAACGUGGGAAGCACCGAACUGGUUGCCUUGUUGGAUGUUUGAGAAAAUUGCAGAAGUGGUGCCUAACUUCUGUGUUUGACGAGUACCAGCGUUUUGCUGCUGCCAAAGCAAGAGUGUCAGAUCAGAGGUUUAUGGAGCUUUUUGAUGCAUCCAGCUUCAAACAACAGUCAUUGCCAUUUUCGUGUUCAAAGAGAUGUUAUGAGAGGUAGGGGAAGCGGGUGCUACUAGGGGCAGGGUGAAGAUGAGGUGUGU
Molecule: messenger RNA, 873 nt
Organism: Solanum dulcamara
Lineage: Eukaryota; Viridiplantae; Streptophyta; Magnoliopsida; Solanales; Solanaceae
Product: probable tyrosine-protein phosphatase DSP4
Exons: 6
Coding region: 126-830 (234 amino acids)
Biological process (GO): protein dephosphorylation
Cellular component (GO): cytoplasm
Molecular function (GO): phosphatase activity
Source: RefSeq, a predicted model, not a curated record